This is a messenger RNA of Lagenorhynchus albirostris (white-beaked dolphin), 1359 nucleotides long. RefSeq names its product chromosome 9 C11orf54 homolog (gene BKGD). The record is from RefSeq and is a predicted model, not a curated record. Gene Ontology annotation, molecular function: zinc ion binding; hydrolase activity, acting on ester bonds. The transcript has 10 exons. Lineage: Eukaryota; Metazoa; Chordata; Mammalia; Artiodactyla; Delphinidae. Bases 240 to 1187 code for a protein of 315 amino acids. Gene Ontology annotation, cellular component: nucleus.
GGGCAGGGUCUGAUCUCCAGGAUCCAGAGGAGGCGGAGUUGACUGAGGCAAGAUCGGGUUUUAGGUUUAGGCUUCCCUCACGGAUUAGAAAGAAUUCAUUGAGAGACAAAGUGAUAGGUAAGAAGUGGAUUUUUUUAGAGAGACACACUCCAUAGACAGAAUGAGGUCCAUCUCAAAAGGUGAGAUGGCCUUGGGAGAAACACACUCCACAGAGUGUGGAACAUCUCAGAAGAAAGAAGAUGUCUUGUGCUGAGUAUUCUUUUCAUGUGCCAAGUCUAGAGGAGCUUGUUGGAGUUCUGCAGAAGGGGCUAACGGAUAACUUUGCUGAUGUCCAGGUCUCUGUAGUUGAUUGCCCUAAUUUGACCAAGGAGCCAUUUACCUUUCCCGUAAAAGGUAUCUGUGGGAAAACUAGAAUUGCAGAAGUAGGAGGUGUGCCUUACUUAUUGCCUCUUACAAAUAAAAAAAAAGUUUAUGAUCUAAAUAAAAUUGCAAAAGAAAUCCAGCUUCCUGGAGCUUUUGUUCUUGGAGCAGGAGCAGGCCCAUUUCAGACUCUUGGAUUCAAUUCUGAGUUUAUGCCAGUUGUUCAAACAGAAAGUGAACACAAACCUCCUGUGAAUGGAAGUUACUUUGCUCAUGUUAACUCUGCAGAUGGAGGGUGCCUACUUGAGAAAUACAGUGAGAAAUAUCAUGAUUUUGGGUUUGCAUUACUGGCUAAUCUUUUUGCCAGUGAAGGCCAACCUGGAAAGGUCAUUGAGGUGAAAGCCAAAAGAAGAACUGGAAAACUUAACUUUGUGACUUGUAUGAGACAGACUCUUGAAAAACAUUAUGGAGAUAAGCCUGUAGGAAUGGGAGGUACUUUCGUGAUUCAGAAGGGAAAAGUGAAGACUCAUAUUAUGCCAGCAGAAUUUUCUUCCUGCCCAUUGAACUCUGAUGAAGACGUGAAUAAAUGGUUACGUUUUUAUGAGAUGAAGGCUCCUUUGGUUUGUCUGCCAGUUUUUAUCUCCAGAGACCCAGGGUUUGAUUUGCGGUUGGAGCACACUCAUUGUUUUAGUCAUCAUGGAGAAGGUGGACACUACCAUUAUGACACCACCCCAGAUAUAGUGGAAUAUCUUGGAUACUUCUUACCUGCAGAGUUUCUCUAUCGCAUUGAUCAACCAACAGAGACCCAUUCAUUUGGGCGAGAUUAAAUCAACUGAUACUCGUUUGACUGAUUAACUCAUUAAUUGAUACUAAUAUAAAGCCUAAUAGAAAUGAUCUCACUACUUAAUAAGCCCUAUUUUUUUCGGCCUUUGAAAUGAAAGGUAUGUCGACACCGUGCUCUGUAUUACUUCACAGAUCUAUCUGAAAGGGAUUAUUGGG